AUGCAGAAAGACUCAAAACUGCGUAAAGUGUGGGCAAUAGCAAAGCCGGGAUCGUUAGCCAACUUGCGCCUUGAGGACGAAAUACUCUCUCCUCCUCCGGCACACCAUGUACAAGUCAAAGUUCGUGCUAUAGGACUUAAUUUUGCUGAUAUAUUUGCCAUUUUAGGACUCUAUUCCGCUACUCCCAAGGAGAGAUUCAUACCGGGAUUCGAGGUUGCUGGCAUAGUAGAAGCGGUUGGGGCGGGAGAAGAACAAAGUCAAUGGUUAGGCCAGAGGGUGUAUUGCACCACACGCUUUGGAGGAUACGCGAAUUAUAUCAAUGCCGACGUUCGUUAUGUUAAAAUAACUCCAGACUCGUGGACUGAUCAGGAAGCAUGUGCUUUUACGGGUCAAGGAAUGACAGCAUUCUACGCUUUACGCGAGCUCGGAAAUCUAUACACGCAAUAUAAGAAUCCUCGUCAAAAGACUGUGCUUGUACAUUCAGCAGCCGGAGGCGUAGGUCUGCUCGCACUCGCCAUACUCGCGAAAGCAUCUGCAAAAGUUGUCGGAACAGUGGGUAAUCCUAGCAAGCUCGAACUCCUCGACUCAAAGUAUGGCGACAAUCCCAACUUUAAAUUUAUCCUUCGAUCUCCUGCUCGAGAUUUCGAAUCGCGCGGAAGAGAUGCACUACACGCCGUAGAUCCAGAUGCAGAUGGGUUUGAUAUCGUGUUGGAUAGUAUCAUGGGAGAUUGGUUCUGGCCAAAUCACAAUUUGCUGAAUAAGGCGGGUCGUCAUAUAGUCUUUGGAUCAGCUAGCUUUACUCCGAGCCAGACCGCUUUGAGCAUUAUGGAGUGGCUAAAGUUGGCGUGGAAGUCGUUAUGGAAACCAGUGUUGGACCCCAUGUGUUUAAUCAAGAGUAACAAAUCGGUUCUUGGAUUCAAUCUUAUCCAUAUUUAUGAUCAAGACGACGUACUCAAUUCCAUAUUCGACGACUUGAAUGGUUUGCGUCUGGAUCCGCCUCACGUUGGACACGAGCUUUCUUUUGAAAAUGCACAUGAGGCAAUAUCACUAUUACAGUCAGGCAAAACCAUUG
This is a messenger RNA of Paraglomus brasilianum, 1072 nucleotides long. NCBI's taxonomy places the organism in Eukaryota, Fungi, Glomeromycota, Glomeromycetes, Paraglomerales, Paraglomeraceae. The record is from the annotation of a GenBank genome assembly.